AUGUCGUCAACUGAUAUUGCCCAGUUCUGGUGCUCUGUUGUCACAGCGAACCAUGUUCUCGACUACUUCUCGCUGGUCACCGGUUAUGGCCAUUUUUCUGCUCGUAAUCCUCUUACGAACACGACCUUCUUUCACAACAUAGUCGAUACGCCAGGCACCAUCACGUCCAGUUCCAACUUCAUCGAAUUCAACGUCUACAAUGGAGCGCCUGUUGCCAGCAACUCUACAUCGAUAUCGCCCUAUUCUGAGAUGUGGAUCCAUCAAGCCAUCUAUAAAAGAUAUCCGAGCAUCAACGCUGUGGUACACAGCCACUCAAGAGCAGUCUUGCCGUUUGCAAACACUGGUGUCCCUUUAGUGCCUCAGUUACAUCUAGACGGUGUGCUCGGCGACCAGGUCCCUGUCUUCGACAUAGCAGAAUAUUAUCGUCCCAACGAGACACACGACUUUCUGGUCAACCUUCCACAUCUAGGUGCAGCAUUGGCAGACACUUUUUCUACUCCUGAGAACAACGCCACCAAGAAGAACUCGGUCCCUGACUACCCUGUGGUAUUGCAGAGGGCGCAUGGACUUUCGGCUGCAGCAGUGAGCAUAGAACAAGCAGUGUUCACAGCCUGGUCUGCACAGGAUGCAGCAAACAUCGCCACGGAGACCCUGAAUGUGCUGAGUGCCUAUCAAGGAAGUGCUGCGAGAUUGACGAAAUUCACCGAGCAAGAGCUGGAAGGUAGCAUGGCUUUGGGACGAAUUGGAUAUAUCAAGGAUUGGCCUUGGUUCGUCGACCAAGUGAGAAGAAGAGGGAAUUACAGGAACGACGCAUGUUGA
This is a messenger RNA of Aureobasidium pullulans EXF-150, 819 nucleotides long. Its product is annotated as arad-like aldolase/epimerase. Lineage: Eukaryota; Fungi; Ascomycota; Dothideomycetes; Dothideales; Saccotheciaceae. Bases 1 to 819 code for a protein of 272 amino acids. The record is from RefSeq and is a predicted model, not a curated record. The transcript has a single exon. Gene Ontology annotation, molecular function: aldehyde-lyase activity. Gene Ontology annotation, cellular component: cytosol. Gene Ontology annotation, biological process: pentose catabolic process.